CAAUAGUCUAGCGGCGAAGGAAGUGAGCGGAUGUUUUUGAUGCUGUGUUCUCGUAUAUAGUUACCUAUUUAUAUAUUGUGCGAAACGAAAACGCUUAAUCGUUUUAUCUGACGAAAAUAAGUGACCAUAUCAGUUGAGUGGCUAAUCUACUAAAAUACGGGAUGAUAUUCCUUAUCUGGCUGGUGGCCAUCAUAGCAGCAGUGCUGUUGUACUGCCGGCAGUCUUACUCCAGAUUCAGCAAAUAUGGCGUCAAGCAUUUACCCCCAGUACCCCUGCUGGGAGACAUGGCGAGAGUGUUUUUUCGUAGGGAGCAUUUCGUUGAGAACGUUAUGAGAAUAUAUGAUAGUUUUCCUGAAGAGAGAUUCGUGGGCCAUGUGGAAUUCGUACGGCCCAUGGUGUUUCUCCGAGACCUUGAGCUGGUGAAGCGGAUCACAGUGAGAGACUUCGAGUACUUCCUCGACCAUGCCGUGGUUGUUGACAAAACUAUCGACCCUUUGUUCGGGAGGAACCUGUUUGCUCUAAAAAGUCAGGAAUGGAAAGACAUGCGGUCUACCUUAAGCCCGGCCUUCACCAGUUCCAAGAUAAAGCUGAUGGUACCUUUCAUGGAAGAGGCUGGAGAUAACAUGAUUAUAAGACUGAAGAGGGAAAUACAGGCGUCUGGAAAAAACUACGCCGACGUUGAGUUUAAAGACGUAUGCAAUCGCUACGCCAACGAUGUCAUCGCGUCUUGCGCCUUCGGGCUCAAGGUGGACUCGCAGAACAACGAAACAGAAUUCUACAAGAUGGGGAAGGUGGCUUCACAGUUAACCUUCGUUCAGAUGCUCAAGUUCAUGGGGUUUCAGUGUAUCCCUACAAUUAUGAAGUUCUUGAAAAUGACACUCUUCACGGCGUCGACUCAGAACUUCUUUAGGCAGCUGGUAACACACACGAUGAGAGAGCGGGAAACACACAACAUACUACGGCCGGAUAUUCUCCAUCUACUCAUGGAGGCCAAGAAAGGAAAUCUAAAACAUGAAGAGGAUAACACAGCCAGUGACGCUGGGUUUGCGACCGUAGAAGAGUCUAACGUCGGAAAGGCGGCAACCACGAAAACUGUCUGGACCGAUGAUGACCUGAUAGCUCAAGCAGUCAUCUUCUUCGUGGCUGGCUUCGAAAGCGUUGCCCAAGCCAUGACCUUCCUUGUCUAUGAGCUGGCUCUCAACCCAGAGGUCCAGGAUAAGCUGGUGCAAGAAAUUAUGGAGAAUGAGAAGAGGAAUGGCGGGAAGUUUAACUACACAUCUGUGCAAGAGAUGACGUAUUUAGAUAUGGUCGUUUCAGAACUGUUAAGGAUGUGGACACCAGGCAUCGCUCUUGAGAGGAUGUGCACAAAAGACUACAACCUUGGAAGGCCGAAUGAUAAUGCUACUAAAGAUUACAUAAUUCGAAAGGGAGAAGGCGUUAAGAUUCCCACUGGCGCCUUCCACCGCGACCCUCAGUACUUCCCUGAGCCCCAUAAGUUCGACCCGGAGCGCUUUGCGCCUGAAAACCGCCAUAAGAUUCAUCCCUUUUCUUUUAAUCCUUUUGGAUGCGGCCCGAGGAACUGUAUAGCUUCCAGAUUCGCCCUCUGCGAGACAAAGGUGUUGAUCUACCAGGUGCUCAAGCAUAUGGAAGUGUCCCCAUGCGAUAAGUCCGUCAUUCCUAUACAACUGGAAAAGUCCUCCCUCAACCUGAUUAUGAAGGGAGGACACUGGAUUCGGGUGAAGGCUAGGGAAUGAGAAUAAAAAUGAGGAACGGCGGCCGUUUCUAAAUGAAGCAGGAACGGAUAUAAAAGUUUUAUUUUAAAUUGUGUUUUCUAUAACAAUAAAAGUUUAAGUUUACACAACGCUGUAAUUUUGAAAUUUGGUAUAUAUGUUCAUUUCCUUAGACCCCCCCUCCUCCCAUGGUGAUCAUUCAUGAGUUUUUUCAGAUCCCCUCCCCCCUUACUUCGUAUGACGUGAUUAAUGGACGCCCCCUAUACAGUAGUAGAUCUAUUUAAUAAUUUUUUUAUUAUGAUAUUUUAUUUUAUUUUAGACAGUAUUUAUUUUUUAUUGACAUCAUUUACUGAUUUGUAUUUUCUAGUACUGAAACUGAUUUAAGUUUUUUUGUAUUGUC
Messenger RNA from Cydia strobilella, 2130 nucleotides. RefSeq names its product cytochrome P450 9e2-like. The record is from RefSeq and is a predicted model, not a curated record. Gene Ontology annotation, molecular function: iron ion binding; monooxygenase activity; heme binding. The coding region runs from base 162 to 1754 and encodes 530 amino acids. The transcript is spliced from 11 exons. NCBI's taxonomy places the organism in Eukaryota, Metazoa, Arthropoda, Insecta, Lepidoptera, Tortricidae.